AUUCAGCCAAUCAGCUGUCACUAGCGGAGACGGUUUGAAAUUGAAGCGGGCGAUGGCGGAAGAGAUGAGAGGACAAUAAUAAACAAAAGCAGCUCUCUUCGCCUGGACAUCAGUCAUAUUUCAUUGGAAUGGAGUUAUGUUCACUUUUAACUAAAAUACCGAGCAGUGGCUGCGUCCGUCUUCGACAUUUUUCAUGUCGUGUAUUGUAAGUUAGGUAACCGGAGUGGAGUUGUCGUUAGCUAGCUGACCCUUGAGCUCAUCUUAACGUUUUAGUUUUUUUAAACAGCCGACCGCCAUGUCGUUAUUUAGCGUACAAGCGAGGAAGCACACAGCUUAUUAUGACCAUCUAAUGUCAACAUCAACAUCCAGGACGCCGGGCAGGGAGCGAAAAACGACAGACACAACGCUAGGAAAAAGCGAGAGAACAUCCGGAGAGUCUGCGUGUGAAGACAGCAGGUCAUCUGAUAAAAGCCGACAGGUGAACAGGACUUAUGUCGUCUCUGCGCUGUCAAAAAGCGGCAGCGGGCAGCAGACUCCUUACCGUGGCCGACUCACUCUGCAGAGGAGGUCAAGGAGGAAGACCGGGGCUGACACAACGGAGAAGACGAUGAUUGAAAGCAGCCGGGAUACCACACCAGCUCCGGAGAAGAGACUGACCCUGCAGCGUCGGACCAGGACUCCCUCAAUGGAUAAAAGCGUAUACGGGCAGCGUGCGGUCAGCGGCACCGGCCUGCAGCCGACGCCGAAAGUCCUGAGCGAACCAAACGGUAGGGCACCUGGUUUAUUCCGGUCUAUGAGUUUAAGAGACUCUGCCUCUAAGAGCAAAGGCAAAGAAACUGCUGCUCAUGUGGAAACCCAUGCGAGGCCGGCGGCCAGCAAGACGCCCUCCUCCUGUGCUUCUUCCUCCAUUACUAGGCAGCUAGAGGACCAGGCCCACACCUUUAAAACCCCUACCAAAAAGACCCCGUUUGAGAAAAUCGCAGCCAGGAGAGAUGUGUUCGAGAGACUGGCGGGGAAAGAAGCUCCUAAACCACUGGCAGCCAAAUCUUUAAGUCUAGAGAGGCCCAAAUCCCGAGCACAGCAAGCAGAGGACGCAAAGCCCGUCCCAGCUCCUCGGGUCAGCAAGGCCUCCUCAGGUGUGCACAAGACCAGCGCCCCGCUGCAGGUGAGGAAGACCUCCACCUCGAGCCAGAAGGGAGACGCGACCCAGACCAGGACCUCCACUCCUGCUCCAGCCCCAGCAUCCACCGAGCAGUCCCUGUCCUGUGCCCUGAGGCAGCAUGAUUCAUUUAAGAUGGAGAACAGUGCAGUGACUGUUGCUGUCCGUGUACGGCCUUUCAACGCCAGGGAGAAGGCAGAGAAGGCAUUGCAGGUCAUCUUCAUGAACGGGCAGGAGACUACGGUCCAGCAUCCAGACUCCAAACAGAGCUAUUCUUUCACCUACGACUUCUCCUUCUGCUCGGUGGAUGAGUUUGACCCCACCUUCGCCAGCCAGCGGACGGUGUACGAGACUCUGGGCAAACCUCUGCUGCUGCGGGCCUUCGAAGGGUUCAACACCUGCCUGUUUGCUUAUGGCCAAACAGGCUCUGGGAAGUCAUACACGAUGAUGGGCUUUGGCGAGGAGGAAGGAGUAAUCCCGCGCUUCUGCCAUGAGCUUUUUUGUAGAUUGGCCUCCAUGGAAAAUGAAGAGGUCAAAUGUCAUGUAGAGAUGAGCUUCUUUGAAGUGUACAAUGAGAAGAUCCAUGACCUGCUGGUGACCCGGGAGGAGCCAAACCAGAGGAACAUGCCUCUGAGAGUGAGGGAACAUCCAGUACAUGGUCCGUACGUUGCUGACCUCUCUGCGAAUAUUGUGAGCUCUUACAAUGAUGUUCAGGGUUGGCUGAAGUUGGGCAACAAACAGAGAGCCACAGCAGCUACAGGAAUGAAUGACAAGAGCUCCAGGUCACACUCCGUCUUCACCCUGGUUAUGACCCAGACUCAGACUGAGUUUGUGGAGGGUGAGGAACAUGAGCACAGCAUCACCAGCAGGAUCAACCUGGUGGACCUGGCAGGCAGCGAACGCUGUAACUCGGCACAGACAAGUGGAGACCGGCUCAGGGAGGGUGCUAGCAUCAACAAAUCCCUCCUUACCCUUGGAAAGGUCAUCUCAGCCCUGUCGGAUCAAGCACUGACCAGAAAGAAGGUCUUCAUACCGUACAGAGAGUCUGUCCUGACAUGGCUGUUGAAAGAGAGCCUCGGUGGUAACUCCAAGACAGCCAUGAUCGCCACACUGAGCCCGGCGGGCAGCAACGUGGAGGAGAGCCUAAGCACUCUGCGCUAUGCCCAGCAGGCCCGUACAAUCAUUAAUGUGGCAAAGGUCAAUGAGGACACCAGCGCCAAGCUAAUCAGAGAGUUGAAGGCUGAGGUGGAGAAGCUGCGUGCAGCCCAGAUGAGCUCCCAGGGCAUUGAACCAGAGCGCGUCAGGCUGUUCCAGCAGGAGAUCUGCGCCCUGAGGAACAAACUCUGUCAGCAAGAGAGAGAAAUGGUCGAGGCCAACCGGGCAUGGAGAGAGAAACUGGAGCAAGCUGAAAUUCGCAAACGUGAAGAGACGAAAGAGUUGCAGAAAGCAGGUGUGACAUUCAAAGUGGACAAUCGUCUUCCCAACCUUGUGAACCUGAACGAGGAUCCUCAGCUGUCUGAGAUGCUUCUCUACAUGAUCAAAGAGGGUCAGACCACAGUGGGCAAGCUCAAGUCUGAGUCCAGCCAUGACAUCCAGCUGACAGGAGCCCUCAUUGCUGACCAACACUGUGUUAUAACCAACAUCCAGGGCACUGUCAGCGUCACUCCCAUGGAAAACGCCAAAACCUUUGUUAAUGGAAACCUCAUAUCUGAAUCCACUGUCCUGCAUCAUGGAGAUAGGGUGAUUCUCGGUGGAGACCACUACUUCCGCUUCAACCAUCCAGCAGAGGUGCAGUCUGGAAAGCGGGUGUCAUGCUGGACAAGUGCAGGCGAUGGCCAUAAAGACUUUGAAUUUGCCAAAAAUGAGCUGCUUGCAGCUCAAAGAGCUCAGCUGGAAGCAGAAAUUGAAGAAGCCCAUUUGAAGGCGAAACAGGAGAUGAUGCAGGGAAUCCAAAUGGCAAAAGAGGUGGCCCAGAAGGAGCUAUCAGACCAAAAGGCACUUUAUGAAGACAGGAUCCGAGGCCUGGAGAAAGAGCUGAAUGUGGAGACUGAGCGGAAGCGUCAGCAGGAGUUGGACCAGCAGAGGGUGGCCAGCCAGAUGGCAAAGCUGAAAAUGGCCAAGCUGGAGCUUGAGCAGGAGGUGGACACCCACAAGACACGCCUCCGCCUGCACAUGGAGGCCCAGGCGAUGGAGGAACACCAUGUGCGUCAAGCGAAGAUUGUUGAGGCCCUGGAGGCAGAGAAGAGGAAGAUCAGCAAAGAGCUUGAGGAGAUGCAGAAGAAACGAGCCAUGAGAGAAAAUCACACUCCCCGAAAUGCUCCUCCACAGUGGGAUACCAUGAAGUUGUCCCUGAUGAUUGAGGAAGCCAAUAAGAUCAGUGCUAAACUUAGGAAAAACACAGUCUUCAGCAGACACGAAAGCUCUGACGAGAACCUGGAGCAGGGUGGUCUGCUACAGGUGCGGGUUCAGAACACAAAGCUGGGAAUCUCAACUUUCUGGAGCCUGGACAAGUUCCAGAACAACAUGGCUGCCAUGAGGGAACUCGAGCAGGGGGAUUCCACCUCUAAAGAUGACGAUGUGUUUUAUGACCCCGAUGAUGAGUGGGAGCAAGAUAUAUCGGCCUCCUCUGCUUCCACCUCCUCCUUCUCACGCAGAAGGAGCAGGAGCUUGUUGAAGAGCAGGAGAAUCUCAGGGCGCCUCUACGAGAUCCGGGUCCAUCCGAUUCAAAGCCUUCACAACAGCUCCUCACAAUCUGCUGGACUAAUGGGUGUGGUCAAACCACCCUCCACCCAUUCCAUCAGCACAAACUCUGCAAUGCCUGGCAUCUGCAAGGAGCUUAUUGGCCAUUCAGUCGCCCGUUUGCGUGGUUGUAGUGGGACCGAAGAGACCAUGGCAGACAGACUGGCCUCUGAUCUGCACCUGGUGUAUAUGGCGGUCUCGACCAUAUCUGAACUAUAUGACAGCCUGGAUGAUGACAACCAGGAAAACGUGUUUAUGUGUAACUUGGUGGCUCAGACUCAGCUGGUCAAGGCUACCACAGCCAUAGAGAGCGCAGUGUUCGUUACCAUGCAGUGGUUGGCCAGUGUUAAACCCUCCUCAGGCCUGCUUUACACCAUUGCUGAGGAACUCAAGAGCCAAGUCAAGAAGAUGGGAGGAUUCUUCCAGCUGCUUAUUCAGGGUUGUGAAUCUGAGAUCACGUCAAUGGUAACAGAGGCACGGAGGAAGAGCGGUCAGUGCCUGGAUGCAGCAUUGCUUGCACUCAGCCACCUGGCGGCAAUGACAGGCAUGCAGCUGAAUGCUAUGGAGUGGGGUGCCCAGGCCACAGGCAAGCAAUCCAUUGUCAUGUGCCUGCUAAAGGGGACCAAGAAAGGCGUCCACUCUCUCUUAGAGGACUCCCUCAUCAUCACCAGAGAAAUGCUGAGAGAGGCUCAGUUGUCCUACCCCAGAAACCCAGUCCUGCAGAGCCUAAAAUCCAAGAUGCUUGACUUAGCCCGUGCUCUGCAGAGCUACAUGCAUUGCCAUAUCAUGGCAAGGGACGCUGACCCAGAGGAGGUGGAUGAGGGGGAGGAGGCCUCAGCUUCUCAUUUGCAGGGACUGAGGACCGCAGCCGCCAAGCUGUUCCAGCUGAACCAGGCCAUUAGACAGCUGCAUUCCUCUCUGUCUGCCGCCCUGCGAGGAAAAGACAGAGACUCCAACCUCAGCAGCUGCAGAGAGCUGAUCUCCUCCUCUGCCAAGGCUGUUGAUGAGCUGAUCACUGGUCUGUCCAAGGAGGUAGCACUGACGCUGUCCCUGCAGCUUCCCUGUCUUCAGAGCGUCAUUGAUGCACGAGACGAGCUCUACUCUGCCCUGCAGUCCCUGUCCUCCUGGAACCAACAGGGAGCUGGAGAAGGCAGAAGCUCUGCCGCUUCAGAUAAGAGCGCAGAAGAUGAAAUGUUAACUAAAGAGAGUGCUACCACUUACAGUGCUGUUAGAAAUCAAGUCGUGAGUAAGAUAGUGUACUCUCUCCCCUCUGGUGCGUCGUCCAAAGGCAGCCCACACUGGGUGUGAUGUGCAUUUGUACAAUGUUUUAUCCUUCAUGAUGCACUCACAUCGUGUACGAUUUACUGUAGAAAUGAACUGCUGAUAUCUUGAAAAGUUUGAAGUGAGCUUGCUGCUGGUAAUAACAAGUGGGUCAUACAACAGCCACUGCAGAGACUUCUUUAGUGUCGCCAUCCAAGUUGAUAAAAAGUGUUAUAUUAACAUACAACCUACUCUGCUUUUUAAAUAUAUCUAAAUAUCUGCAUAUUUUCAUGGGCUAUUUUUUUGGAUUACAAAGAAAAUCAUAAAUGCAGGCAAACAAAAUAAUUCAAUAUGUUCCAACUAGAGCAAUAAUUCCUAUCACUGUGUCACUUCUGAUAGGGUGUAAAAAGCACUACUGUCAAGAUGUGUUGUUGGUGUGUAGUACGCCCUUGCCUCAUUCCCUGUCCAGGCGCGUAGGAGAAACUAUGAUGGUUGCAUAAAACCUGAAAGGCCCUAUCUACAGCCAGUGUUUGGGUUAUCCGUUCAGGGCUACUGUACAAACGUGAUGGUUCAACAUGGCAGUGUCCGUGGAAGAGGACCCACUCUAACUCCAGUUAUCAUUUGCUACUAAGAGCAUUAAAGAUAUUUUGGAUACAAGUAUUAGAACAAACACUUCACUCACCAGAAUGUGCAGUUUAAUGAGGUCACUCAUGAUGGGUAAAUACCAUUAGGCACAGUUGGCUGUAAGGAGAAUGUUCACUUGUGCUGUACCAGGCCUCUUACGUUGUACUAUAUUUUUCAGAGGACUCUAAAUUAUUGUUUGUUGCUUUUUUUUUUUUUUUUAAAUGAAUUCAAACAUGAAAGAUUUCACUAUGCAGCAGCACAGGUAGUGUUUUUGAGGAAAGAAAAGAAAAAAAUAAUGAAAGGCAUUCUGACCUUCUCCGCUGUAUUCUUCUUUCUUGUAUGAAGCUAUAUUUGGUUCUCAUAUUUUCAUAAAGUCUUUUAUGUUGUUAUAACGCGUCCUGCAACAAUUUGCACUCCAGAGAAAAUUGUGUACUUAGUGUUUCUUCUUAAUACAUGUACUUUAACAAAGUGGUAUUUUAUGUCCUUUCAGUAUUUUUGUAUCACUGGGUAAAAAUUUCAUGUCAAAAUAAUGGAUCAACUUGUACUUCUGCAAUAAAUGCAUGUGGCUUGAUUUGACAA
Messenger RNA from Dicentrarchus labrax (European seabass), 6361 nucleotides. It is a transcript of the gene kif14, whose product is annotated as kinesin family member 14. Bases 296 to 5206 code for a protein of 1636 amino acids. The record is from RefSeq and is a predicted model, not a curated record. The transcript has 29 exons. NCBI's taxonomy places the organism in Eukaryota, Metazoa, Chordata, Actinopteri, Moronidae. Gene Ontology annotation, molecular function: microtubule binding; ATP binding; microtubule motor activity. Gene Ontology annotation, biological process: microtubule-based movement.